AUGAUCGGUAAGAAGGAGAUGAAGGAAGUGAUUGAAGAAGAGAAAAUCAGGAACAGUCAAACGGCGACAAUAUCAAAAUCUGCUCCUUCUUCUUCGCGUUCAUCUUUUUCAUGUGAAAGAGAAUACAAAGUUCGUGAUGUUCGAGAUGGAAUGAAAUCAUCAAGAGCAAGCAGAUUCAAUCUGCUAGAGAACGAGUUAGGGUUAAAGAGUAGUUGGAGACAGUUCAGUCGCAAAGCUCUUUUUCCUGAAUUUGUUAUCGAUCCUAAUAACAGGUGGUAUCGGGCAUGGACCGUUUUCAUAUUAUUAUGGGCAAUGUACUCAUCAUUCUUCACCCCAAUGGAGUUUGGAUUUUUUCGUGGCCUGCCAGAGGAUCUCUUUAUACUGGACAUAAUAGGACAGAUUGCUUUUCUUGUGGACAUUGUUUUGCGGUUCUUUGUUGCUUAUAGAGACAGUCAAACCUAUCGCAUGGUCUAUAGCCGUGCUCCUAUCGCUAUGCGGUAUCUAAAAUCUAGUUUUGUCAUUGAUCUUCUUGGAUGUAUGCCCUGGGACCUCAUCUACAAGGUUCUAAUUCUUCUGGAUAAACCUUGA
Lathyrus sativus (Indian pea) is the source of this 588-nucleotide messenger RNA. The record is from the annotation of a GenBank genome assembly. NCBI's taxonomy places the organism in Eukaryota, Viridiplantae, Streptophyta, Magnoliopsida, Fabales, Fabaceae.